UAUAAAAGACCUCGAAGGACCUAAAACAGUUACUUAUUUUUAGCCUGCUCAAUGAGCUCUUAAUAAAUCAAAAAUACAUGUUCUGUGCUGAUUAAAUAGGCGAUGAAUCAUCGGACAUUUGUUUACAAUUUUCUGGAGUUGAUCAUUCUAAUAAGAUUAAUUUAAAAUGUUACAUUAGGCUAUCCGUUCUCUUCCCGCUGCUUUAAUGUCAGGCAUUUGUAUAGACACAUCUCACCAACGGAGGACGACAACAUGGCGGCUUCCUUGCGUCUCGGUCGUCAAGGGAUUUUAUUUGGCCUUAGAUUAUCUAAUUUUAAUAAAUGUGUAUGGGCUACCCAUCCAUGGCAGGAGCACGUCAGACACUUCUUUCGGUCUCCAUGGAUCCUCGGUGUCAGCCCAGUCAAAGUGCAGAUGCCUGCACUCUCCCCAACCAUGGAGGAAGGAAACAUAGUCAAAUGGCUGAAGAAGGAAGGUGAGCCAGUAGCAGCCGGUGAUGCCCUUUGUGAGAUUGAGACUGACAAGGCUGUUGUUACCCUGGAAUCUAAUGACGACGGUAUCAUGGCAAAGAUAUUGAUGGAGGAGGGAAGUCGCAAUGUGCGCCUGGGCACUCUCAUUGCCCUCAUGGUUGAGGAAGGGCAGGACUGGAAGCAGGUUGAGAUUCCCGCUCCAGAUGCUGCUGCUCCACCUGCUACAGAUGCAGCCUCUGCCCCAGUUGUGCCCCCUGCCACAGCCUUUCCAGCUCCUCCACCAAAACCAGCCACGUCAGGACCGUUACGUCUUAGUCCAGCAGCAAGACAUAUCCUGGACACCCAUGGUAUAGACCCAAAAUUGGCCACACCCACUGGACCAAGAGGACUUAUCACCAAGGAAGAUGCAUUAAAUCUCUUGAAGACUUCUCCUGCCCCCAAAGCAUCCCCAACCGUGGCUGCCCCAGCUGCCCUGAGUCCUGUCCUCACCCCGGCAGCUGCCCCUCCACCCCCAGGCAGCAGACCCAACAUACCUCCUCUGUCUGUACCAGGGAAACCAGGAGCACCGGGCACUUUUACAGAGAUCCCAGCCACAAAUGUCCGCCGUGUGAUUGCUCAAAGACUAACGCAAUCGAAGACCACCAUCCCCCACGCGUAUGCCUCAGUUGACUGCGACAUGGCUGCCGUCAUGCAUCUCCGCAAAGACUUGGCCAAAGAACAAAUCAAAGUGUCAGUUAAUGAUUUCAUUAUCAAGGCAGCUGCUGUUACACUUAAAGAGAUGCCAGAAGUGAAUGUGACCUGGUCUGGUGAAGGACCCCGCGCACUUGAUUCAAUUCACAUUUCAAUCGCAGUGGCGACUGACAAAGGCCUCAUUACCCCCAUCAUCAAGGAUGCUGCAAACAAAGGAGUCCAGGAGAUCUCAGCUAAUGCUAAGGCACUGGCCCAGAAAGCUCGAGAUGGGAAACUUCUACCUGAGGAGUACCAGGGAGGCUCAUUCAGUAUAUCUAACCUGGGGAUGUUCUGUAUCAGUGGCUUCAGCGCUGUGAUCAACCCUCCUCAGGCGUGCAUCCUCGCCGUCGGGACCUCCAGGUCCGAGCUGCGACUGUGCGAGGAUGACCAGACCCUGCGCACCCAUCAACUGAUGACGGUUACACUGUCCAGUGACGGGCGACUAGUGGAUGACGAAUUAGCCUCACGAUUUCUAGAUAAAUUCCGCGGCAACCUAGAAAAACCGCAACGCAUGGUCCUAGCCUGAUAAAACAAAGUGAGAUUGCUGAAUGAAAGGGAUUGGAAGGACAAACACCUGCAUGACAAAGCCUGUCUCGUGCUUUCACAACCAGAGAGCUCCUGUUCGUGCUUGGACUAAGGAUUACAAAGUAGGCUUGUGUAGUAUAAACUUGUGCUUGGUUCUGAUAGAAAAACACCAGGCUUUGUGAUGGAGGAGUUAAACUGGGCUUCUGCUGGAGUGGUAGAGGAUUCUAGCAGUGGUGCCAAAUAUUAAGACAGUAACGUGUGUGUGUGUGUGUGUGUGUGUGUGUGUGUGUGUGUGUGUGUGUGUGUGUGUGUGUGUGUGUGUGUGUGUGUGUGUGUGUGUGUGUGUGUGUGUGUAUAAAGUGGUUACUCCACUUUACUUACUUCAAGCUUGUUUCAAUCCCAGUGCGUCUACUCAGUGUCAUUAUAAAUAGACAUGCAAGUAGUACUGCAAAAACAAAAAAAGAUAUUCAUCGCUUAGCAGGAGUGGCAAUGCGGUUUUCGAUCAGGGUAAACCUGCAUGAACCAUUAACUGUUGUUGUGAAAUUCUUUGUUGUUAACACAUUAUUUAAACACUUAUUUAAAGCAGAUGUAACGUCCCUGAAAACUAAUCUUCCAAGUCCAUGUGUAUAUAAAAUAAAUCCAAGCACUUAGGUUUUGGUUUCCUUAGAUGCCAAUAAAACACAUUGUUCAA
This is a messenger RNA of Perca flavescens (yellow perch), 2412 nucleotides long. RefSeq names its product pyruvate dehydrogenase complex component X (gene pdhx). The transcript is spliced from 11 exons. NCBI's taxonomy places the organism in Eukaryota, Metazoa, Chordata, Actinopteri, Perciformes, Percidae. The coding region runs from base 253 to 1722 and encodes 489 amino acids. Gene Ontology annotation, biological process: pyruvate decarboxylation to acetyl-CoA. Gene Ontology annotation, cellular component: pyruvate dehydrogenase complex; mitochondrion. Gene Ontology annotation, molecular function: acyltransferase activity. The record is from RefSeq and is a predicted model, not a curated record.